Molecule: messenger RNA, 1723 nt
Organism: Tetranychus urticae (two-spotted spider mite)
Lineage: Eukaryota; Metazoa; Arthropoda; Arachnida; Trombidiformes; Tetranychidae
Source: RefSeq, a predicted model, not a curated record
UUACAGGUAAAUUGGUCAAAAAUAUUGGUCCAAACCUAUCCAAACAUGAAAAUAAUUAUAUUGACAAGAAUCGCCCUCAAAAUAAUCUCAAUUGUCCCAAGUGAUCGAUUUGGUAAUUGUUAACUGUUAGAAAAUUAAUUUUCCUUUCAUUCAUUUACUUUUGUGUCUAAAUGCACAACAUUCGAUUUGAUUCAUUACAAAAGAAGGAAAAUAUUAAAAUGGAACAAAAACUGGCCAAAUAUUAUUGAUUUAGUGCAUUUUCUUGUCCAGAACAAGAUUCAAUAGAUGCAUAAAAAUCAAGAUGCCAUUCUUUCAAUAACAAUGCUGUUUCAAUUGACACAUUAAAUAAAACGAUUAUUUCGAUGGUACGCUACAUAAGCUAAAUUUACGUCAAAAGAUGAUUGAACAAUCGUGAGUCAUUGAAAAAAGAUAAAGUGAAUGGUUUGGUGACCAAACUUUGGUCAAAAUAAAUUGUGCCAACGAGCAAAUGCAAAAUGCCACAUACAGCUUAAUACAGCAAAUAUUAAUAUUGCAAAUGGAAUGAAUCAGCUUGUCAACUUUAACUGUUAAUUUAAUUUUCGUUGAAAUGUCAACCAUCACGUUUGCCAACUCAAUAAAAAAGUCUAUUCUUGUUCAACCUUCAAGUAUUUUGGCUCAAUCAGUUUCAAAGAAAAAUUUAACCACAAGAAUAAUCCAUUUAGUGCUGUCGAUUGCAUAUGCAAUGAGAGGUUUUUUUGAAUGUUACCUCAUCUUCAACAAAUUAUUCACAAAUGGAUUCCCAAACGAUAUCGUCAAAUACGAUACGCUCUGGAGAUUUGCUUACAGAUUAAUUACUACUUAUACUUACUUCAGUUUAAUGAUCAAUCAAUCAUUGUACAAUAAAUUUCUAGCCUCUUGCGCUACAAUAGUUCAUGGCUAUGAGUCUGUUGCCAAUGAAUUUGUUGUCACGAAAAAAGCAACGAUGAACAAAUUGGUGGUCAUUUUUUUCGUUUACGAAAUUUUAAUUGACUCUGCUGUAGUUGACAAUUCACGGAUAUCAAAGGCAUUUUUCACCAUAAAUUUUUCGCAUAUCAAGUUGAUUACUUAUUAUAUUUUGAUGGUUACCGAUGCUGCUUGUUGGUCUUGUUUUGUUCAUUUUGUUAUUGAAACUUGUGUCUAUCUUCAAGCAACAUUUUAUGUAAUCAGUGCUCGCAUUGAAAAUUUAGACUCUAUGUGUGCAACCAUCAGUGAGGAAAAUAUUGUUCCUCUAUUGAAACGGAAUCGUUCAUUAUUCAUGAAAGCAACGGAAGCAUCCAAAUGCAUAGAUUCAUUUUUCUUUUUAAUAACAUUCUCUUAUUACGUUUACUUUGCUCUCAAUUGCAUCUUUUCAUUUGACUUUUUUUUCGAAUCAAUUUACGAUUCUUGGUACAUGCUGAUACGACAUUUAAUACGAAUGAUUGGCGAGUUCAGUUAUAUGCUCAUAGUAACUUAUGCUUUUGUCCAUGUAAAUCAGCUAUCUGUUGGUAUAUUUGAUAAAGUUUAUUCACUUACCUUGACUAAAUCUGGUUCAUUUGAAUACUCUAAUGAGAUUAAUCUUUUUUUACUUCGAGUUGGACGCUUUGAUGCUGGUUUUACCUUUGCUGGUCUAUUUGUUAUAACUCCAAGUUUCGUCUCAUCAUUGGCGACCAUUUCAUUGACUCUUGGUUUAGCAAUACCAAGUUUAUUCCACUAAAAGGGAGGAAAA